This is a messenger RNA of Vitis vinifera (wine grape), 982 nucleotides long. RefSeq lists its product as uncharacterized. The transcript is spliced from 2 exons. Gene Ontology annotation, cellular component: endomembrane system. The record is from RefSeq and is a predicted model, not a curated record. NCBI's taxonomy places the organism in Eukaryota, Viridiplantae, Streptophyta, Magnoliopsida, Vitales, Vitaceae. Bases 404 to 715 code for a protein of 103 amino acids.
GACCAUUCAGACGACGGUCCAAAAGGCCAAAAGAACAGAAAAAAAAAAAGAGGGGGGGGGGGGGGGGGGGGGUGUGGGGAAAUGAAGAAACCUCCAAGUCACGUGACAGCGAUCCCAGGUCUGACACGCAAUCCAACUCCGCGUCGCAUGCGAUCCAAACCAGUCCCACCGAAAUAAAAUACAACCACCUUUUUUGCACUCGUGGCAGCACCUGAGGUGGGGUGCGUAUUACGCACCAUCCUUUUUCUCCCCUUCUUUCUCAAAGUCUCCAUUUUGGACUCGCCGUUCAGAUAAAAUCACCCACCCCCACGCAACACAGUGAAAAGAAGAAGCCGAGUCUUCAGACAUUUCAUCGAACACGCAAAGAGCGAAUUCUGAGAAGCCUUCCACCUCCGGCUCUCCAAUGGCGUACGUCGACCACGCUUUCUCCAUCUCCGAUGAGGACAUCAUGAUGGAGACCUCUUACAUCGUCCACAACCGCCCUCCGAUUAAGGAGAUCGCCCUCGCCGUCGCACUCCUCGUCUUCGGAACCCUAGGGAUCAUCCUCGGCAUUCUCAUGGUCUACAACAGAGUCGGCGGCGACAGAGCUCACGGGUUGUUUUUUGCUAUUUUGGGGGCGAUCUUGUUUAUUCCCGGGUUCUAUUAUACGCGGAUUGCCUACUACGCGUACAAGGGGUACAAGGGGUUCUCUUUCUCCAAUAUACCGCCUGUUUGAUGCUGGUGCAGCUGAUUUUCUCUCGUGUACAUACGUGGCUUACUGAGUUCGAUGUUCUUUUAACUUUUUUGGUGGAUUUACUUGGUUAUUUUGUUUGAAUAAUGUGUAUUUAGCUGCUUCAUGUUAAAACGAGGGCAUUGCCGUGGUGAAUUAUUGUAUUUGUUCUGGAGUCACCAGUGGUUUUACGGAACAAUCAAUGUAUUGAAGCCUUCUAUAAUUCUAAUUAAAGGUUCCUCUACGGACACUGCAUCUUCCCAUUAUGCAAAA